Cyclocybe aegerita is the source of this 1452-nucleotide messenger RNA. Lineage: Eukaryota; Fungi; Basidiomycota; Agaricomycetes; Agaricales; Hemipholiotaceae. The record is from the annotation of a GenBank genome assembly.
AUGUCGCCAAACAGCAAAGCCCUAUGUGAAGCAUAUAGCAAUGAUGAGGACAGAGCAGGAAAUCCUGCUUUUGAUGCUGUUCAGCAGGAUUUGCACAUCACGGUUGAAGAAAUUGCAGCAAGCUAUCUUUUGGGACCUGCCAACAUUCUCCUUGCGGUCAUGGGUAUUAGCCAUGCUAUAAUCUCUGGCUCUUAUGCUCUCCUUGUCUUCUUUCAUGGCACAUUUAUCCCUCAAGAUCUCGAUAUCUAUGUUCCUGUGCAGUGGAUACAUAUCCUCAAGGCAUAUAUUGUGGAGAGAGGAUGGAAGAAGAAUGACGACCACAAAGACACAGCUUAUGACAUGGCCAGUGUUCUUGACAUUCUGCUCUUCAAGCAUCCUCAAAGCAAUCGGACCAUCAAUGUUAUCAUAUCCCGCACAAGCUCUGCCAUUCAACCUAUUGUAGAAUUUCAUUCUACUCUGGUUAUGAACUAUAUAGCCUCGUAUGGAGUGGUGUGUUUAUAUCCCACAUUGACACUCAUGGGAAAGGGGAUAAUCAGGGUUCAAACUGACAAAACUCCUCACCCAGGCGAUCGGUUACUGGACCGCUAUGCGGACCGUCUCCACUUUGACGAGCGCAAUCCUACCCAGGAUAGGCGACCAUAUCUAGACAAGCUCAUCGCGAAAGCGAGGGCCGACCCUUUAACAGUACUGGCUGCAACUGAUGGUGCUGUCCCUCAGUCCAACCAGUAUCAGGCGGCUUCGGCAGCCAUCAUCUACAAGGGACAUCAUGAGCUCAAAAGGACUCGUUAUGUCUCUGGCAGAGUUACCGCCCCGGAUGCAGAACUCAAUGCCAUCUCGUGUGCAGUGCGCCUUGCUGUCAAGCAAGCAAACUGCCAACAUAUUAUGGUCUUUACUGACUCUAUGGGCUUGGCCCAUAGAGCGGUUGACCCUGGUGUGCAUUCUGGUCAGGCUUUUAGCCUGUCAGUUUGUUGCAUUCUUCAAGAGUGGUUUGAGGCAGAUGAUCUCCGCCGCAUUACCUUUGUCUACAUUCCAUCUGCUUUGCGGUGGGAUAUCCAUGUCCUGGAUUCGUGGGGUUCCACUUUCCAGGAUCCAACUUACCGAGGCUCUGAAUUCUUAGAGCUUCAACAGCCUGACAGGCAGCUGCUACAGCCAUUGUACCUCAAUGGGGGACCUUGGCUUUCAACUUUCGGACACAGUAUCACUGAGUUUGCUCGCGUUUGCCGGUGUAUAACUGGCCACGCACCCAUUGGAGUGUAUUACCGUCGCUUCAAGAUCAACGAGCCUCACGGCUGCACUUGUGGGGCUGCUUUGCAGUCUUGCCAGCACGUCCUCUUUCGCUGUCACGAUCGCUACUCUGUGCAUUACCCCCACUUUCUUGGGGAUAUUGCAUCUUUUAUGAAGUACAACCCCAUGGCGUUUGGCUUCAACCAGGACCCUUCAGGUGUCGGAUAA